Molecule: messenger RNA, 1497 nt
Organism: Aspergillus uvarum CBS 121591
Lineage: Eukaryota; Fungi; Ascomycota; Eurotiomycetes; Eurotiales; Aspergillaceae
Product: benzoate 4-monooxygenase cytochrome p450
Exons: 9
Coding region: 1-1497 (498 amino acids)
Molecular function (GO): heme binding; oxidoreductase activity, acting on paired donors, with incorporation or reduction of molecular oxygen; iron ion binding
Source: RefSeq, a predicted model, not a curated record
AUGGGCUUGAUUAUAUUGGCCGCUUUACUAGCCUUAGCCACGGUCGUCGCUUGGCUCAUAUACACCUACUUUUUCUCCCCCUUGGCCUCCAUUCCCAAUGCCGGAAUUCUGGCUCCCGUCUCCCGUUUACUCUGGGAGUUUCCCAGCGAGUACCAAGGCAAAGUCACACUAGAGCUACCCAAACUUCACAAAAAACUUGGUCCCCUCGUUCGGAUCGGGCCCAAUCAGAUCUCCUUCUACUCACUCGACAUCUAUAAAACAGUGCAUGCACCACACAGCCCGUUCGCCAAAGACCCUCGCGUGUAUAAUCAAUUCGUGCAGGAUGGCCAUCCUGCGCUUUUUUCAAUCACUGAUACAAAGGAGCAUGCCCAGCGUCGACGCCACAUGGGUAUCCUGUUCAACCGCAGCAAGGUGCCCGCGUUGACAGAGAUGAUGCUGGAGCAGAUCGAUAAGUGGAUCAAGUGUUUGAGUCUCGUUAUGGUGGAAGGGCCUAUUGAUCUCGGACCGUCUUGUCGCGCCUUGGAGUCUGAUAUUGUUUCAACAUUUGCAUUUGGCAAUGCAAUUGGGGGGAUAGAAUCUUUUCAGAAAGGGGAUGAGUUAGCGGUCAUCAAGGAGAAUGAUCUCAAGUCCGCAAAAAUGCCAGUGUAUGUGAACUUCCCGGUUGCUGUUGGUCUGUGGCACUCGGUCGCAGCCUCGGUCUACCGCCUCUCCGGCUGGGAGGUGUCCUCGGUAAUUAGCUCGCAGCGCUUCGACAAGUGGGCCGAUUCGCAACUUUUCGGGAUGAAAGACAGCGAAAAGGCGCCCCGCAUAUCCUUCCUCAAAGUCAUGGCUGGGGCUAGGGUGUCCGAGCAGUCCGCACUCUCGGAAGCCAAGGAGAUGCUGGGUCCCGGCACCGACACAACCUCCGCCACCCUGGCGCACAUCAUCUACGCCCUGGCGUUCAACCAACCCUUCCAAGUUGAGCUGGUCACCGAGCUCGACGCUUCCGGAUGGCCCACCGACAUGUCCGCCCUGGAAGCAAUUCCCUGUCUCGUCGCCUCCGUUAAAGAGGGGAUAAGGUGGACCGGGGCAGCCGCCGCAAUGCUUCCGCGCAUCGUGCCGCGCGGUGGAUACUCGCUGGCGGGAAAGCAUCUCCCGGGAGGGACAAUGAUCUCCAGCUCCCCGAUCUGGUAUCUCCGCGACGAGACCGCAUUCCCGGACCCCGAGCGUUACAAGCCUAGUCGGUGGCUGGGCCAGGAGAAGAACGAGGCGACGUCGCGGCGCGAUGACUACUACAUCCCGUUCUCCAAGGGCGCGUCUACAUGUAUCGGCAAUCACUUUGCAUAUCUGGAGCUAUUCCUGUCGCUCUCGCAGCUGCUGAAGCGAUAUUCCAUCCACCCGAUAGACCCGUCUGUUGCCAAUGAUGCGGACUACGAGGCUGUCCUCCCACCACGACGGGAGUGGGUCGCUGCUGUGCCGCUCAAUCGACUAGAGGUAGUUUUGCAGGAACGGUCAUAG